This is a messenger RNA of Moesziomyces antarcticus, 912 nucleotides long. RefSeq lists its product as uncharacterized. Lineage: Eukaryota; Fungi; Basidiomycota; Ustilaginomycetes; Ustilaginales; Ustilaginaceae. The coding region runs from base 1 to 912 and encodes 303 amino acids. The transcript is spliced from 2 exons. The record is from RefSeq and is a predicted model, not a curated record.
AUGCGCCUACGUCUCGACGCCGCGCGUCGUCACAGGCGACGUUCGGUCAAGCGCACACGCACCAACCUCCGCGCUUCGCCUGUCGGCGCACCCGUCGACUUCAUAUGGCUGCAUGGCGUGGUGGCAAGGCUGGAGCCGCGCGUGCUGCCACGUAACCUCCGGACGCGGCGGCGUGGGUUCACGCUUUCAUCCUCCCACUCCCAUCAGCCCGCGGCUGACCAGGUGUGGGAUGCGGUGGCUGGCACAUCAUCCAACAUGAUCCGUCUCAACUGGACCGCACUCGCCACAGGUCUCUUGUGCAUGCUCGUCUCGCUCGUCAAUGUCGCCUGCUUGCCGCUGAGCUACCAUUUCCCCUCGGCCGCCUCGGCUGCCUCGGCCGCAGCUGCCGUAGCCGCUCCUGCAGCUUCGAUGCCCAAAAGCCACCUUCCGUCGUGGGUGGUCGUCAAGCUGGCCACGUCCAAUCUGCCGAUGACGAUCAACAACAAGGUCGGCCACACGCGACACGCUUCCGGAACCCGCAUCCCAGCGUGGCAUACUGGACCGUGGGAUCAGGCAUGGAGUCUAUGGGACGACGUAUCCACCAAGAUCGCCGGCACGAUCCCCGAGUCGAAGCUGCGCAAGCGUGCGGUUGGGUUCAACGUCGAGCGCGAAAUCAUCAACCACCUUCGUCCCGACGACUGGCUCCAACGCACAAAGGACUUUUCCCGAAGCCUGUUCGGACUCAAACUGCACGUGACCCCACAACAGCACGCUAGCGUCGCAAACAGGUACCGCUCCCAAAUCCCCGCUUCGGCCUACCGCUCCCGUAUCGCCGCUUCAUCGUACCGAUCCAGAAUCCCCGCUUCGGCAUACCCCUACACCCGCGCCAAAUCGUUUGCGACCCGCCCUCGUAGACCCGCAACACGCUGGUGA